Messenger RNA from Chenopodium quinoa (quinoa), 636 nucleotides. RefSeq lists its product as uncharacterized. The coding region runs from base 1 to 636 and encodes 211 amino acids. Lineage: Eukaryota; Viridiplantae; Streptophyta; Magnoliopsida; Caryophyllales; Amaranthaceae. The transcript is spliced from 2 exons. The record is from RefSeq and is a predicted model, not a curated record.
AUGUCCUGGGAUUGGAUCUGUAAGUCAAAGAAGGCAGGUGGUUUAGGCAUGAGAGAUUGUACUUCUUGGAACACAGUAGCCUUAGGUAAGUAUGUAUGGAAGGUAGCUAUGAAGGAGGAUUCUAUGUGGGUUCGUUGGGUCCAUGCUGUUUACAUUAAAGAAGGAUAUUGGUGGGAGUACAAGCCAAAAAAGAGUGCAGGGUUGAAGACUAGGAGCAGAUUGUUUGACUGGGGUGCCUGCCAGGAUAAUAGUUGUUUCUUGUGUGGUGAGGUUAUUGAGGACAGGAAGCAUUUGUUUUUUGAAUGUGGGUAUAGCCUAAAGUGUCUCGCAAGUAUCAGGGAGUGGCAAAAUAUCCCAGUAGAUGAUUUUAAUAUUGAUACCUUAUGGAAAUUUUGGGAAGGAAAGGUGAAGGAUGCUGUCAAAAAAAGAGUAUGCUAUGCUGUUUUGGCUGCAAUUGUCUACCAGAUCUGGUAUGCUAGGAAUAAGGCUCUCUGGCUACAAGUUGUUAUUCGUCCAAGGGAAAUUUGCAAAGCAAUUCGUACUGAGGUUGUGCAGAGGUGUAAACAGAUGAUAAAUGGCAAGUGGACAAGGCAACAGUGUAAAUGGUUGUAUAGUUUACAUGAUUGUAAUGUAUAG